AUGAUUGAAUGUGUACCAACAAAUAGGGUUGUUGUGAUGUAUCUAGUCCACCCAGGUGGCUUACCACAUAGAAGUCAGGUUGUUGAUGAUAACUCACACGAAGGGAAGACAGUCUCAAAUUCACAGUCAGGUUCUGAAUAUGUGUUUGAACUCGAGUUAGCAUUAGAUUCAAGUGAUUAUGAAGAUUUAAUGGAUGAGUAUGUCCACCCAGGUGGCUUACCACAUAGAAGUCAGGUUGUUGAUGAUAACUCACACGAAGGGAAGACAGUCUCAAAUUCACAGUCAGGUUCUGAAUAUGUGUUUGAACUCGAGUUAGCAUUAGAUUCAAGUGAUUAUGAAGAUUUAAUGGAUGAGUAUGAAGGUCAGAUAAGGGUUGAGGUUAGAAACAAUACACACGGUCAAGAAAGGGUUGAAGGGACUUUUAAUAUGGAUGAUGAAGAGCAUGAUGAGGAUAUUAACUUAGAGCCUAGAUCCUUAGUUGAUUUGGAAAGUUUGGAUGGUUCAAUCUGA
Molecule: messenger RNA, 510 nt
Organism: Ilex paraguariensis (yerba mate)
Lineage: Eukaryota; Viridiplantae; Streptophyta; Magnoliopsida; Aquifoliales; Aquifoliaceae
Source: the annotation of a GenBank genome assembly